CCCCACCCCCAGCUGUGGCUGCUGCUGCUGCACUGACGGCGGUUGCCGGUGCCUCAGAAUUACUGAUUUGUUCUUGAGAAUCCUCUACUCUCAUCUGUCCUCAUGGAUGAACUUCAGGAUGUUCAACUCACAGAGAUCAAACCACUUCUAAAUGAUAAGAAUGGUACACGAAAUUUCCAGGACUUUGACUGUCAGGAACAUGACAUAGAAACAGCUCAUGGUGUGGUCCAUGUCACUAUAAGAGGCAUACUGAAAGGAAACAGACCCGUUAUUUUGACAUAUCAUGACAUUGGCCUCAACCACAAAUCCUGUUUCAAUGCGUUCUUUAACUUUGAGGAUAUGCAAGAAAUCACCCAGUACUUUGCUGUCUGUCAUGUGGAUGCCCCAGGCCAACAGGAAGGUGCAGCCCCUUUCCCAUCAGGGUACCAGUACCCCACAAUGGAUGAGCUGGCCGAAAUGCUGCCUUCUGUUCUUACCCACUUAAGUCUGAAAGGCAUCAUUGGGAUUGGAGUUGGAGCUGGAGCUUACGUACUCAGCAGAUUUGCACUCAAUCAUCCCGAGCUUGUGGAAGGCCUUGUGCUCAUUAACGUUGACCCCUGUGCUAAAGGCUGGAUUGACUGGGCAGCUUCCAAACUCUCGUGCCUGACAACCAAUGUUGUGGACAUUAUUUUGGCUCAUCACUUCGGGCAGGAAGAGUUGCAGGCCAACAUGGACCUGAUUCAAACCUACAGACUGCAUAUUGCCCAAGAUAUCAACCAGGAAAACCUACAGCUCUUCCUGAGUUCCUAUAAUGGACGCAGAGACCUAGAGAUUGAAAGACCCUUGCUGGGCCAAAAUGGUAACACAAAAACGUUAAAGUGUUCUACGUUAUUGGUGGUAGGGGACAGUUCACCUGCAGUUGAGGCUGUGGUUGAAUGCAAUUCUCGCCUGGAUCCUAUAAAUACAACUUUGCUAAAGAUGGCAGACUGUGGGGGAUUGCCCCAGGUGGUUCAGGUAAGGGGAUUUUUUUUCAAGUGCCUGUUUGAUUCUACCGUUCUGCCUAUGCAAAGAUUAAUGCAUUCUUAUUUUGUCCCCCUAGCCUGGGAAGCUCACCGAGGCCUUCAAGUACUUUUUACAGGGAAUGGGCUACAGAAACAGCUUGUCUUCCAGCCCAUUUAUGAGCCAAAGCAAGAUGACUGUUAUAGUGGAUGGGAAAACAAUUAAUUGCCUUUGACUGGUUGAGGGAAGUAGCAUCUGAGAUGCUAUUCAACCUCAGCACCUCUCUAAGACCUUAAAAUAAAAUUUCACCCCUGGCUUAGAGUAUUCUGUCAGUGUCUAUUAGGCAGCCCCAGUUGCCACUUGGCACUCUCGGGUCACUAACCUGCCUUUUCCUGUGUCCACCCUGCUUCCAGUCCCGUAUGUGCAGCUCAGUCACCUGAGCACCGAGUCAGGUACCUUCCUCUGUGCUGGCCCUGCCCCUGCCUCCCAGCCAUACACCCUCCUGGCUGCACUGGCUGCUUGCAGCAUGUCCGCGGUUUCCUGUGCAGUGAGAGCCUGAUAGAACGUGGCUCAUUGUGCCAGAAGAAGGUUAGUCUGCAGGUCCAUCCUGGGCUCCCCAGGAGGAAGAAAGCAGAGGGCUAUAAUGCCUCUCAUCAUCCCAAGUCCAAGAUCACAGCAGAAGCUGAAACUUUAUACCUUUCAAACAUGACCCCUCUUCCACCACUACCUACUGAUCCUUGAGUUAACCCCCAGGCCCAGAGAUUGUAGGGCAGCCUUGACUCUAAAAUAGGAGUGUCAGAGCCUGCGUGUGCCAGAGAACUCUGCAGGUGUUGGCAUCUUUUGACCCCUGCAUUGAAGUGACAGUUUGGGUAGUAGCUGGUCCCUCAGGAGGCUAGGCAGGGAAGUUAUGCCAGGUAAGGCCCUGUCCUGCCCAAGCUGGAAGGACCUUAGGGUCAAAGCGGUGGCAGAACAGGAGUCUAGUUAAAUACCUGUCCCCAGUCCUCUUCCCUCCCCUGCAACCUGUACCUCACUCCCUGUGCAGAGAUCAGCUCCAAGCCCAUCUGCCCUUGCCUACACCCUCACCUUCCUACGUGUUUCCUCCCCAGAUAGCAAGGGUAGUCUGUGGACAUGGAUGGUAGUCUCGUUGUAUCGGGCUUGCACUGUUUUGUGAAACACCUUCAUACUUGUGUAGUUCAUCUUUCUUUUCCUUGGUUUAGUCUUGCAUGCAUUGCAGGUUUUGGUUACCUAUUAGGGUUCCCAAAACCUCCUUCCUAAUAACUGUAUGAAUAGCGUGGGCACAGCUAAGAGGCUAUACUCUGGGCUUAGGGUUUCCCUUUGUUCUGCUGUGGACUAGAAUUAGUGGAGAUUCCAACCACAUCCAAAGGAUUAAAGCAGCCUUGCAUAUAGCCACUCACCUAGAACAAAUAGUACAGAAUGGGGAUGGCUGUAUCUUGUCCCUGGGUGUCAUCCUAAACGAGUUCGGAAAGCUAAACAUAAAGCCUUUGGUGAAACUUCUAG
This is a messenger RNA of Trichechus manatus latirostris (Florida manatee), 2496 nucleotides long. RefSeq names its product NDRG family member 3 (gene NDRG3). The coding region runs from base 103 to 1203 and encodes 366 amino acids. Gene Ontology annotation, biological process: signal transduction. Gene Ontology annotation, cellular component: cytoplasm. The transcript has 15 exons. The record is from RefSeq and is a predicted model, not a curated record. NCBI's taxonomy places the organism in Eukaryota, Metazoa, Chordata, Mammalia, Sirenia, Trichechidae.